CCUUAGUUUCAUUUGUUGUUUUAGUAACUGUUGCUGGGCAGUUGGCCAGGAAAUUGUGACUCCUAGGCAAAAGGAGGAGCUAGGGAUAAGUUGACCAUUGCCAAAGAAAUUCUGUUCCAAAUGGAUUUGUGUGGAGCAACAGUGAUAUCCAAUGACAAGUUAAAUUAGACACAGAGGUGUUUUUUCCAACACUGUCUCUGAAGAUACAUGCUGUUGAGGGGCCUGGUUAAGACUAAAACAGUCUUUGAAAGUCAUAUACAAAAAAUUAUACUAGGAACUUGAAGAAGAAUUUUGUUAUGUGACUUCAAUAUCUGACUCAGUUUCACACUUCACAGAGCGGCAACCAGUGACAGAUGAGGGUGUUUGUGAAUCGAAGUUUAGCCAUGGAAAAAAUUAAGUGUUUUGGUUUUGAUAUGGAUUAUACACUUGCUGUGUACAAGUCCCCAGAGUAUGAGUCCCUUGGCUUUGAACUUACUGUGGAGAGAUUAGUUUCUAUUGGCUAUCCGCAGGAGCUGCUCAGCUUUGCUUAUGAUUCUACGUUCCCUACCAGGGGACUUGUCUUUGAUACAUUAUAUGGAAAUCUUUUGAAAGUUGAUGCUUAUGGAAACCUCUUGGUCUGUGCACAUGGAUUUAACUUCAUAAGGGGUUCUCAGAUAGCUGCUCAGAAGAGACCAGAGACUAGAGAGCAGUAUCCAAAUAAAUUCAUCCAACGAGAUGACACUGAAAGAUUUUACAUUCUGAACACACUGUUCAACCUACCAGAGACCUACCUGUUGGCCUGCCUAGUAGAUUUUUUUACUAAUUGUCCCAGAUAUACCAGCUGUGAAACAGGAUUUAAAGAUGGGGACCUCUUCAUGUCUUACCGGAGUAUGUUCCAGGAUGUAAGAGACGCUGUUGACUGGGUUCAUUACAAGGGCUCUCUUAAGGAAAAGACAGUUGAAAAUCUUGAGAAGUAUGUAGUCAAAGAUGGAAAACUGCCUUUGCUUCUGAGCCGGAUGAAGGAAGUAGGGAAAGUAUUUCUUGCCACCAACAGUGACUAUAAAUAUACAGAUAAAAUUAUGACUUACCUGUUUGAUUUCCCACAUGGACCCAAGCCUGGGAGCUCCCAUCGACCAUGGCAGUCCUACUUUGACCUGAUCUUGGUAGAUGCACGGAAACCACUCUUUUUUGGAGAAGGCACAGUACUGCGUCAGGUGGAUACUAAAACUGGCAAGUUGAAGAUUGGUACCUACACAGGCCCUUUACAGUAUGGCAUCGUCUACUCAGGUGGUUCAUCGGAUACAAUCUGUGAUCUGUUGGGAGCCAAGGGCAAGGACAUUUUGUAUAUUGGAGACCACAUUUUUGGGGACAUUUUAAAAUCAAAGAAACGGCAAGGGUGGCGAACUUUCUUGGUGAUUCCUGAACUUGCACAGGAGCUGCAUGUCUGGACGGAUAAGAGUUCACUUUUUGAGGAGCUUCAGAGCUUGGAUAUUUUCUUGGCUGAACUCUACAAGCACCUUGACAGCAGUAGCAAUGAACGCCCAGACAUUAGUUCCAUCCAGAGACGUAUUAAGAAAGUAACUCAUGACAUGGACAUGUGCUAUGGGAUGAUGGGAAGCCUGUUCCGUAGUGGCUCCCGGCAGACCCUCUUUGCCAGCCAAGUGAUGCGAUAUGCUGAUCUCUAUGCAGCGUCUUUUAUCAAUCUGCUGUAUUACCCAUUCAGCUAUCUCUUCAGAGCUGCCCAUGUCUUGAUGCCUCAUGAAUCCACAGUGGAACACACACAUGUAGAUAUCAAUGAGAUGGAGUCUCCCCUUGCCACCCGGAACCGCACGUCAGUGGAUUUCAAAGAUACUGACUACAAGCGGCAUCAGUUGACACGGUCGAUUAGUGAGAUUAAACCCCCCAACCUCUUCCCACUGGCGCCCCAGGAAAUCACACACUGCCAUGACGAAGACGAUGAUGAGGAGGAGGAGGAAGAGGAAGAAUAAGGAGGAAAACGAAAACUCUAAGCAUCCAUUAAACAAGUUCUGGCAGGACUCACAGGAGCAAAGGAUGUUCCUGUUUGGGUUCUAGUUGGGGAGGGUGGUGGGGACCUCCAUCAAAGGCACAUCUGGAAAGUUUCUGAAGACUUUAAAAUAUUGUAGUCAUAGGGAGACACUUAUUUUAGUUCUGUGUGUCUGCCCUCUUUGCAGAUGGUUCAAAAUUGUAAUGGAGUCUGUACUGGAAGAAAGGAUAAAGCCAGGCUGAACUGCAUGCUGAUGGCUCCAUUGUGGCUUGUGACACUGUUUUCUUGUCUUAUUUCAUCAUCAGUUAUCGUAGUGUAUUGGAUACACACAGGAUAGUGGAGAGUCCCAGAUUGGAGCAAGGAGGAGGAUGGGAAGAGGUGAUCCAAAAAGGCUGUUCAUGUUACAAACUGUGCUCUUACUCCAAAAUCUGUCUUUUUCAGUGCAUUACAUAGUAUUGUAUAUCAGUGGAGAAAUAUAUUAUUUGCAUUAUCAAAUGUAGUCUUCUGUUAAAGUCAGGGUUCCUUUGGCAAGCCUUUUAAGACUGCUGUCUGUCAGUGGCUUUGCAGAAGUGUUUCAUAGAACACUUCUAGGGCUGGUCUGGAACGGAUUGCACCAAUUUCACUUUGAGACAAAAGUCUUCAUUUCUACAUUUUUUUGAUUGAUAGCAAAAAUGCUUGUUAUCCAAAAACACUGUCUUUUUCUCAUCUGGGAUAAGUCUAUAGAAAGAAUUUAGCUGAAAGAAGAUAAAGGAACAAGCCCCCAUCCCUUCCCCAAAGAAAAGGAGCUUCCUCCUUUUCCUAUGACAGCAUAACUGGGGGACCUCAUUAGCAUAGCUCAUGCUCCCUAAUGCAGCCUGCUUCAUCCUCUUAAGUUUAUUGCCGUAUUUCAAAGUUGAGCAUUAGAGGACAGGAAGAGAACUUUGUAAGCCAGAACCUUACUAACGCAGGGGGCACAAUCAAUCAGUGUGAAUACAUUCACUUCAGAAUCGAAAUCACUUGAUUUGAACAAGUACGGAUCAUUACUGUUUCUCUAGGGUAGUACUAACUGCCUCACCAGUACAGUGAAAGUUGUACAUUUCACAGUGGUAUAUACUCUUAUUUUAACCUUCAGAAUUUCUUCCACUCUUACUGUCAUUAGUCCACAUGGGCGGGUAGAUUAGCUGCUUUUGAAUUUAAUAAAGUAUAUUUC
This is a messenger RNA of Manis pentadactyla (Chinese pangolin), 3173 nucleotides long. RefSeq names its product 5'-nucleotidase, cytosolic II (gene NT5C2). Gene Ontology annotation, molecular function: 5'-nucleotidase activity. The record is from RefSeq and is a predicted model, not a curated record. Lineage: Eukaryota; Metazoa; Chordata; Mammalia; Pholidota; Manidae. Bases 354 to 1967 code for a protein of 537 amino acids. The transcript is spliced from 18 exons. Gene Ontology annotation, biological process: adenosine metabolic process; IMP metabolic process.